ACAUGUGGUUAUGUCAUUUAAAUUUUAAAUACGGCAUAAUCAGAUGGACCAAAAUAUAAGGUUAUGUGGAAAUUUUGGCAUUUUAAAGACGAAAAUUACACUAAUUCAAAUUAGUAUAUAAAAAAAAUAACAAAAUCAGGGAAAAGAAAAAAUUCCAAAACAAUUUCUUAUAUGUUUUGAAUAUGUCUCCUGAGCUCCAUGUUUUUCCCAAAAAAUUAGAACAACUUUACAAUUUUCAAAUACUUGAAUGUUGUUUCUAUUCAGAAAAAUCCCAAAAUGUUAAUACAAUUCAUCUCAUAUUCAAAGCAAAACACACAACAUACAUUCGUUAAAAAAAAAAAUAAUUUAAAGUAUUUUUGUCCCCCCAAAACAUUGUGCCCUGGGCUACUGCCCCUGUAAGCCCUUUCUAAAGUCUGGCCCAACCUAGACUAGACUUUUUUAAUUUGAUGACUUAAAUACUUUAGUUAUAUUCCAAAUAUAUAAUAACUGCACAUUUGUCUACAUGUCAUUUCAAAAUUUUAAUCUCCUCAAGGUUUGCAGGGGACCUAAGAAGUUGGCUACAUAAACUCCUGAUAAAUCUAAAACUGUUUCAAAUUUCUAAUGCAAAGCAUACAAAUAAAGUUUAUGCAACACUUUGUGUCACUAUUUUGAAUUAAAGCUCACAAUAAAUAACUCAUUUUGGUUAUAGGUUAUUUAGAUUUAACCAUUCAUUUGCAUUGCUUUUAACCCAAGAGGUACACUAAGUAAAAAUAAACCUUAAACCUAAUCAGUUAUUUCAGAUAGUAAGCUAGUUUUAACUCAUUCACUAACAGAGUGACUUCAUGAAAUACAAGCUGAAAAAAGUGCAAAUAAACAUUUGAAAAUAUGUUUAAAAAGUAGCAGCCCUGCUGGAUUUUGAGUGAUAAAUCAGAAUUUUUUUUUAGUUAAAUUCAAACAUAAUUAAACCAUAUUCUUUUUUUUUUAUGACAAAACACAAUGUACUGCUGUACAGUUCAGUUCAGCAGUGGAAAUGUGUGGCCUACUGGCCGUACCCGGAUGACACAACGUUUGCUAAGGUUGUAAUGGCUGUAAACAGUUGAGAGCUACUGUACUGAAGCAUUCGUGGCAACAGAAAGGCGACAAUCUGAGACAUCUGCUGGAACACAUGAGCCAUAACACAAAAUCUCUUCAUCACCAUGACUCAGCUUAUCUCCAGUCAUCAUACUGGUUUGACUGGUCCCUUUAUCAUUCAUAGAAACGGCCUCCAUUCUGUUAUUUAUAUACAAAUAGAUCUGCAGUGUCUAUCAGCCUUUUGCCCAUUCAGAAGUGGUAAUCCAUUUCCCACAGUUUCCAUCUUUGCUCAACUUGAGUGAGAGUGAUUUAACACUCUGGACUCUACAAAUACAUGGACUUCUGUUCCAUUAACGCUGAAUGAAUAAACAAGCUUUAGAGCAGUGAUAUCUUUCUAAUAACAGCAUCUGGUGCUUGUAUAUUCCCUACAGGCUUGGCUUUGCCCUCUGGACAUCUGUUUAUUUGUUUCACAGCACAGGAACACCAGUCUGUUACUACUGCACACAAAGCAAGACAUAACCGCAAGAUUUUCCACAUUUUAUUAAAGUAAAGCUUCCAUAUUUACUGGUUUAUUUGCGACAGAUUAACAAAAAGCACCACAUAAUUUUGAGGUGUAAAAUUAAACUUGGUUUUCAAAGAUUUUCUGAUUGGCCUCUGGCAGGGCUUGGCUGAGCGGCUCUCAAUAAUACAAUCAAAGUUUGGACUCGCAGCAUUUAAAAGACAUGUUUAUGCGGGUUUAUGGGUAUUAAUGCUAGCAUAUAAUUAGCUGAACUUAAAGACAAAAGACAAUCAAUUAGUUUAUUUGUAGAGAACAGUUCAGCAACAAGUCAGUUCAAAAUGCUUUACAUCAUAAAAGCACAAAAAUAAAAAGUCAUAAUCAUACAGUCAACAUUUCAGAAACCAGUAACAAACGUUACAUUUUGCCGAGUGACAUCAUCAAAAACAUCAAUACAAAUGUGUAUAUAUGUGGUUAGCUAUUUUUCAUAGCCACUAUGCUAGCUAUGAAAAAUAGCUAGCCUAGCCUAGCUUAAAAAUAAGAACAUUAGGACUCCCUAAAACAAUAUUUGAAAUUUUGUUUUACAUAAGGCUGACAUAAUAUUAUGACAUACAAGCGUUUCAUAUUGGUCAAUAUUGACAAUUAUUGAUUAGUUUUUUUUGUUUAAAUAUCUGAAAUACACCAGUUUGGCUGUAUUUCAGAUAUUAGUUCCUGUUUUAUCCAGUUUUCACUUCACACUGUUUUUUUAUUUUUAAGGAGCUAUAUAUGAGACAUGGAAGCUAAAUCUUAAACUGCUGCUGCGGAAGUUACUCAACAGGUUGUUGCUAAGUAACCAAAGAACGAGUGGGUUGCUAGGUAACCAAAUGUAAGACAGUGAGUUGAUUCCACUGACAUGGAUUUUUUUUUUCUUUUGCGUUAACUUGCAAAAGUAUUGCAUUCCCUUGCAAUAAUGUAUUGAUUAGUUUAUGCGGCAUAAAUUAAUACUUAAAGUCUUUCUGCUACAUUAUAAGGUUUUGGUUUUUCCAUGUAUGUUAAGAUGUCAUUUGAGAAUGAAGUUUUACAGUAAGAAGAAAGAAAGAAAAAAAGAAAAGAAAGAAAGAUACAGCCAAACUAUUUGAAUUAUUUUUGAGUUAUUUUCAUGGGGUAAUAAAAUCAUAUGACAGUUUAGAUCGUGUCUGUUUGUGUUUGUAGUCUGAAUGGUUAAUAAAGAUUAUUUUCAUGUGCAACACCAUCCCAACCUUACAAAAACAAACAUGAACACGCAUUAAUAGUUCGAUUUUCAAUCAGUUUUUUUGCACCAGAAAAAAAUUUUUAUAAACGCGUUUUCACUGAGGCUCUUUGUAUAACUGCUCACUUUUAAAUUGACAUCUGUUACUGUACAUAAAAUACACACACAACACAACAAAAGAAAAAGAAAAGAAAAUAGCGGGCUCCGUACUUUAAGCCGAUUUUGACCCUCGGUGUAAAAAGUUUGGAUGCCAUUGGAUUAAUGCAUUUAUUCUCCCUGCAUUAAUAAGUUGCAUUCUACCUAUACACCACGUGAGGGCGCUAGAAUCAUCCAAAUCAAACCUAUUGUUGGGAAUAAAGGAGGAAAACAAAGUAAAAAAAAAUUAACAUAAUUACUUAAUUUCACCUCUAGAUCUUUAAUAAACACGUUUAUAGAUGUAACCUUAAAUAGACCAGAUGGGGUUUUUUUGUUUAUUUGUUUUUUUAAGGUUUUUAAAGUACAAAAAAAAUAGACAUUAAGAGUAAUUAAUUCUCAGUGUAUUGUUGAGAUAAUCGGUUUAUUUUCCUGAUAAAGCUCCCGCCUCUCUGCUGAUUCCUCGCUGCUCUCCGGUUUCUCCUCAGAUUAUGAGUCUCAGAGGAGCGGGACGGAUUUUCUGCCUGCACCAUUUUUUUCUCAUCCCCAACAGCCCACACCUUUCCUCUCCUCUGCUUCUGCUGCCUACUACUCACCUCGGCUCUGCAGCAUCUUCACACGAGUCCAGCCGAGCCGGUUCUGGUUCUGGUCCUGGUGGGGAACGUCAUGGUUCAAGCGGCGCCUAAUUUACUGUGAAGAAAAUGUGCGGAACGCGUCGCUUGGAAUAAACAAAUGGUCGCUACAGAUUGCCAGGAUUCAUGGAGACAACACAAGACUGCGCCUGUUACAAAGUUGUGCAAGGGAAAGUCUGGGAACGUCCCAGGAAAAAAUGCCAUUCUGGAGGAGAAAUACAUAUGUUGAGAAGGAACGCCGUGUAAAAGCCAAUGCACGAGAAUACAAUGAGAAGUUCUCAUACGCUAACAAUCACAUUAAGACUUCAAAGUACAACGUCUUCACCUUCCUGCCCAUCAACUUGUUUGAGCAGUUCCAGAGGGUGGCGAAUGCUUACUUUGUUGUGCUGCUGAUCCUCCAGUUUCGACACAAGAGCGAUCGGCAAGUCAACAACCGCCAGUCUCAGGUUCUCAUCACAGGAAGUUUACAGAAGGAGAAAUGGAUGAAUGUUCGAGUGGGAGACAUCAUCCAACUGGAGAAUAAUCAGUUUGUUGCUGCCGAUAUCCUCCUCCUGUGCAGCAGCGAGCCUUAUGGCCUUUGCUAUAUUGAGACAGCAGAGCUGGACGGGGAGACAAAUCUGAAGGUCCGCCAGGCCUUGAGUGUGACCUCAGAUUUGGGAGACGUUUCAAAACUGAUGGACUUUGAUGGAGAAGUCAUUUGUGAACCACCAAACAACAAGCUGGAUAAAUUUACAGGCACUUUGCACUGGAGAGACAAUAAAUACUCUCUGGAUAAUGAAAAAAUGCUCCUGCGCGGUUGUGUUCUCAGAAACACUGAGUGGUGCUUCGGCAUGGUCAUAUUUGCUGGGCUACAAACCAAGCUGAUGCAGAACUGUGGACGGACUAAGUUCAAACGGACCAGCAUUGACAAACUUAUGAACACACUAGUUUUAUGGAUUUUUGCCUUCCUCAUCUGUAUGGGGGUGGUUUUGGCAAUAGGAAACACCAUUUGGGAGACUUGUGUGGGCAGAAAGUUUGAGCUGUUCCUGCCAUGGGAUGAGUUUCAGAGCAGCGCCGUUUUUUCUGGCUUCCUCACCUUCUGGUCCUACAUCAUCAUCCUCAACACUGUUGUCCCCAUUUCCCUGUAUGUCAGUGUGGAGGUCCUGCGGCUCAGUCACAGUUUCUUCAUUAACUGGGACCAGAAGAUGUACCACAAUCAGAGCGACACGCCGGCCGAGGCUCGCACCACCACCCUGAACGAGGAGCUCGGACAGGUCGAGUUCAUCUUUUCUGACAAGACCGGCACGCUGACGCAGAACAUCAUGGCAUUCAGCAAGUGCUCCAUUAAUGGGCAGACGUACGGUGAUGUCUAUGAUGAAUUCAACCAGAAGGUGGAAAUUACAGAGAAAACAGAGUGCGUAGACUUUUCCUUCAACCCGCUCUGCGACAAAGCCUUCAAGUUUUACGACUGCAGCCUGGUUGAAGCCGUCAAACAGCAGGAAUCUGCAGCACAGGACUUCUUCAGACUGCUGGCUCUGUGCCACACCGUCAUGCCAGAGGAGAAGAGUGAAGGGAAUCUGGUGUACCAGGCCCAGUCACCGGAUGAAGGAGCAUUGGUAACCGCAGCACGAAACUUUGGGUUUAUCUUCCGGGCUCGAACUCCAGAAACCAUCACGCUUUGUGAGAGGGGAAGAGCGGCUACCUACGACCUGCUGGCCAUACUGGACUUCAACAACGUGCGCAAGAGAAUGAGUGUCAUUGUGAGGAAUCCCCAAGGUCAGAUUAAACUAUAUUGCAAAGGAGCCGACACAAUCAUCUUUGACCGCCUGGAUCCGUCCAGCGAAGACCUCAUGUACGCUACCUCAGAACACCUCAGUGAAUUUGCAGGAGAAGGGCUUCGAACUCUAGCUCUUGCCUACAAAGACCUCAGCAAAGAAUAUUAUCAGGUGUGGCAGAAGAAGCUUCACUACGUGAGCACUGUGAUUGAGAACCGUGAAGAGCAGCUGGCUGCUCUCUACGAGGAAAUAGAGCAAGGCAUGAAGCUUCUUGGAGCCACAGCGAUAGAGGACAAACUUCAAGAAGGAGUGCAGGAGACAAUCGCUUGUCUGAAUCUAGCCGACAUCAAGAUCUGGGUUCUAACAGGAGACAAGCUAGAGACGGCGAUGAGCAUCGGUUACUCCUGCAACAUGCUGCGGGACGACAUGGAUGAGGUGUUUGUUAUCUCUGGGCUCACGCAGCUGGAGGUGCAGCAGCAGCUCAGGAACGCUAAGGAGAACAUCCUCGGCCUGCGCCGGCUGAGCAGCACAGCAGACGUCCAGAAAGGCGACGUGUUUGCAGAAGAUUCAGUGUUUGAAGAAACGAUUAUUUCCGAGUAUGCCUUGGUCAUCAACGGUCACAGUCUGGCUCACGCGCUGGAGCCCCAGCUGGAGCACACGCUGCUGGAUCUGGCCUGUUUGUGUAAAACGGUCAUCUGCUGUCGGGUCACGCCGAUGCAGAAAGCUCAGGUGGUGGAGCUGGUGAGGAGGCACAAGAUGGCCGUCACGCUGGCCGUGGGGGACGGCGCCAACGACGUCAGCAUGAUCAAAACCGCCCACAUCGGCGUAGGCAUCAGCGGACAGGAGGGGAUGCAAGCUGUUCUGGCCUCAGAUUACUCCUUCGCUCAGUUUCGGUACCUGCAGAGGCUGCUGCUGGUGCACGGGCGCUGGUCCUACUUCCGAAUGUGUAAUUUCUUGGCCUACUUCUUCUACAAGAACUUUGCCUUCACCCUGGUCCACUUCUGGUACGGCUUCUUCUGUGGUUUCUCAGCACAGACUGUGUACGACCAGUGGUUCAUAACCCUCUUCAAUAUUGUUUAUACAUCGUUACCAGUUCUGGCGAUGGGACUUUUUGAUCAGGACGUCAACGACCAGAACAGCCUUCGCUACCCGAGCCUGUACAAACCGGGCCAACAGAACCUGCUCUUCAACAAACGCCAGUUCUUCCUCUGCACGCUGCAAGGCAUGGUGACGUCAUUCCUGCUUUUCUUUAUUCCCUACGGAGCGUUCUCCGUCAUGCUGAAGGACGACGGCUCCGACUUCUCUGACCAGCAGGCGUUUGCCGUCACCAUAGCAACAACGUUAGUCAUUGUUGUGAGUGUUCAGAUUGGACUGGAUACACACUACUGGACAGCAGUCAAUCAUCUGUUCAUGUGGGGCAGCCUGAUCGUGUAUUUUGCCAUUCUGUUUGCAAUGCAAAGUGACGGCCUGUUUGGCAUCUUUCCGAGUAAUUUCCCAUUUAUUGGUACGGCUCGUAACUGUCUCUCGGAGAAGAGCGUGUGGUUGGUCAUCCUGCUCACCACUGUGGUGUGCAUUUUGCCUGGCUUAGUCGUGAGCUUUCUGAGAAUCGACCUCUUCCCAACUCUAACAGACAAGAUUCGUCAUUUGCAGCAGUCCAGGAAAAAACAAAGGCCUCAGGAGCAGAACCUGAGGCGAGUCCGCCGGACGAGCUCUCGCCGCUCUGCCUACGCCUUCUCCCACCAGCAAGGCUACGGAGAGCUGAUCACCUCGGGCAAAAACAUGAGAGUGAGCACACUGUCUUCCUCUCGCUCCCUGGAAAGAAUAGCACAGAGCUCCAGCUGGAUAGAAAAUAUACUGAAGAGGAAGAACGAAGUCUCAGCAGAACCGGCAGAGAGCCAUAAAGCAGACAGGCUGAAGUAACACUAAAGGAUUCAAGUGCCUAACCAGAGUAUUAACGCCCAUUUUAACUUCUCACAUUUUUGUUAUGUUACAAAUACAAACUUUAAUUUUAGCAGGAUUUUAUAUUGUUGGCCAAAAGCCGAGGUGGAAGGAAAUUGAUAUAUGUUGUUAUCAGAAUGUUUUACAAAUAAAAAUCUGGAACAGUU
Xiphophorus maculatus (southern platyfish) is the source of this 7397-nucleotide messenger RNA. RefSeq names its product ATPase phospholipid transporting 8B4 (putative) (gene atp8b4). Gene Ontology annotation, cellular component: plasma membrane. Lineage: Eukaryota; Metazoa; Chordata; Actinopteri; Cyprinodontiformes; Poeciliidae. The transcript is spliced from 27 exons. Gene Ontology annotation, biological process: phospholipid translocation; Golgi organization. The coding region runs from base 3736 to 7212 and encodes 1158 amino acids. Gene Ontology annotation, molecular function: ATP hydrolysis activity; magnesium ion binding; ATP binding. The record is from RefSeq and is a predicted model, not a curated record.